AUGCUGGCGUUUGUGUCCCAAGCGUCAGCUUGUGCCAGCGUGCAGGCCCAGGGCCCCGCCCAGUGCCCAGCCCCGCUGGGAGCCCCGGCCAGCACCACGGACGGCGCCCAGGAAGCCCGAGUCCCCCUGGACGGGGCCUUCUGGAUCCCGAGGCCCCCAGCAGGUUCGCCCAAGGGCUGCUUCGCCUGCGUGUCCAAGCCCCCAGCUCUGCAGGCUCCAGCGGCCCCGGCCCCCGAGCCCUCGGCCUCGCCCCCCAUGGCGCCCACCCUGUUCCCCAUGGAGCCCAAGAGCAGCAAGACAGACAGCGUGCGGGCUGCCGGCGCCCCCCCGGCCUGCAAGCACCUGGCAGAGAAGAAGACCAUGACGAACCCCACGACCGUCAUCGAGGUCUACCCGGACUCCGCGGAGGUGAAUGACUACUACCUGUGGUCCAUCUUCAACUUUGUCUACCUCAACUUCUGCUGCCUGGGCUUCAUCGCCCUGGCCUACUCCCUCAAGGUCCGGGACAAGAAGCUCCUCAAUGACCUGAACGGGGCGGUGGAGGACGCCAAGACGGCACGGCUGUUCAACAUCACAAGCUCCGCGCUGGCCGCCUCCUGCAUCAUCCUGGUCUUCAUCUUCCUGCGGUACCCGCUUACCGACUACUGAGGCCCCAGUGGGCACACUGGCGGGACACGCAGCCCUGAGACACGGCCAGGGCAGAGCCGGGCGUCCACCCUUGGCGCCCCCCCGCCCCGAAGCUGUGAGCCAGGCCGUGGGGCCGUCGGAAGCUUCGUCUGUCAAGGGGGCAGCGAGCUUCGUGCUGGCCCGGCCUCCCCGCCUCUUGGCCCCCGCCUGUUUCUGGGGCCCCUGGGUUUCCUUCUGUGCUGCUGCUCCCCGGCUGUGAGUGGCUGCCCCCCUUCCCCGCCUGUGCCCCCGCCCGGGCUCCCGGGGCCCCUCAGACCUGACACCCUGCAAGAAGGGCUCGUAUGGGGGCUUCCCAGGAUGGGGCAGGGGCCUGCCAGCAUCUGGGGACUCACUUCCCCCACGAACCCGCCCCCUCCAAGCUGUGACCCUGCUCUGAGCUCUUGUAUCUGUGAACCUCCAAUAAAAUACUCGCCCAGCUGUG
This is a messenger RNA of Capra hircus (goat), 1108 nucleotides long. RefSeq names its product interferon induced transmembrane protein 10 (gene IFITM10). The transcript has 3 exons. The coding region runs from base 1 to 648 and encodes 215 amino acids. Gene Ontology annotation, cellular component: plasma membrane. The record is from RefSeq and is a predicted model, not a curated record. NCBI's taxonomy places the organism in Eukaryota, Metazoa, Chordata, Mammalia, Artiodactyla, Bovidae.